This is a messenger RNA of Aspergillus aculeatus ATCC 16872, 663 nucleotides long. RefSeq lists its product as uncharacterized. The annotation marks the transcript as partial. The transcript is spliced from 2 exons. NCBI's taxonomy places the organism in Eukaryota, Fungi, Ascomycota, Eurotiomycetes, Eurotiales, Aspergillaceae. The record is from RefSeq and is a predicted model, not a curated record.
AUGCUUGUCUUGAUCGCUGGUAUCACCGGCUUCGUCGGUCUGCCGUGUGCCAGGUCCGCAUUUGCGCGUGGCUUCAAAGUCCGCGGCCUAGCCCGCAAUAUCAAUAACCUCCCGGAAGAUGUUCGCAGCCGGCUUGAAGGCUUCGAGACAUUGUCGAGCCCCUAUGACGUCGCUGCAAUGGACCGGGCCACCAAAGGCGUUGAUGCCAUCAUUUGCUCCUUUGCUGGCGUUCCGGAAAUGUUUAUGGAAUCGCAACUACUUCUCAUUAGGGCAGCGGAGCGGGCGGGCGUGAAGAUCUUCCAUGCCACCUCAUGGAACUACGACUGGACGCUUUCCCCCGGUUCGCACGAAAUAUACGAUGAUAUGCGGGGCUUCGCUCACCAUGUGGCACUCAGUUCGGCCAUCAAGCCGAUCUAUAUGUUCACCGGUGCGAUCGCGGAUUACUACUUCAAGCGUAGCCGAUAUGACUGGGAUCCGGAUACCAAGUCAUUCAACUUCCACGGGCCUUCGACAUUCCCCACUCGAUACACGACCGCAGAGGACAUCGGAAACUAUGUGCUCGAGGCUAUCACCGCCCCUAAUGCUGCCGAUGGAGGUUUUGUUCGAGUCCAGAGCUUCGAAGCCUCCCCCGAAGACAUUGUCAAAGCAUACAAUACAGCGAGA